CUUGAGUUUCACACAAAUUCAGUGUAAAUAAAACAUCUUAGUGAAAAGACAACAUUUAAACAUCAAAAUUUUGAAAAACAACACCUUAAAAUUUUGGAACUCGAAUUACUUAAAAUUUGCCAUGGAUGACUUUGAUUUCAGUACCCCACCACCGGAGGCACGAACAAUUCACACCCACACGCUGAAUGAAGAGCAGCAGAAAGAUUGUGAGGCGGCCUUUGCCCUUUUCGACGACGAUAAUGCCAAGGUCAUUCCGAUCAAGUUACUGAGGGAUUGCCUUCGAGCCGUGGCCCACACGCCGCCGGAAAACGAGUUACAAGAUUACAUCACCGAAAUAGAUACGGAUGGAUCUGGGGAGCUGUAUCUCAGCGAUUUCCUAUACAUCAUGUCCAAACGGUACGAGAAUUCUACUGUCGAAGAUGAGGUUAUUCUGGCUUUCAAAGUCUUCGACAAAGAUGGAUCUGGCUUUAUCCACGAGAACGAGUUCCGUCAGAUCAUGACGAACUAUGGAGAAGAAAUGGAAGAGGAUGAGAUCGAGGAAAUGAUACGUGAUGCCGACGCCAACACGGAACUCAAAAUCGACUACGUUCGCUUUGUGAACAUGAUGAUGGAGACAUAACACUCUUGAAAAAUUUAACAAUAAGAAUUCAUCUGGACUAUUCUUUAUAGCAUAGUGCAAGAAAAUAAAAGCAGAUAUACAAUAAAUUAUAAAAAAGCCAAUAAAAAUAAU
Molecule: messenger RNA, 730 nt
Organism: Drosophila santomea
Lineage: Eukaryota; Metazoa; Arthropoda; Insecta; Diptera; Drosophilidae
Product: calmodulin
Exons: 2
Coding region: 122-619 (165 amino acids)
Cellular component (GO): myosin II complex
Molecular function (GO): calcium ion binding
Source: RefSeq, a predicted model, not a curated record